This is a messenger RNA of Rhodotorula toruloides NP11, 2586 nucleotides long. RefSeq names its product glycerol-3-phosphate dehydrogenase. Gene Ontology annotation, cellular component: mitochondrion; glycerol-3-phosphate dehydrogenase (FAD) complex. The transcript has 10 exons. Gene Ontology annotation, molecular function: calcium ion binding; glycerol-3-phosphate dehydrogenase (quinone) activity. Gene Ontology annotation, biological process: glycerol-3-phosphate metabolic process. The record is from RefSeq and is a predicted model, not a curated record. Lineage: Eukaryota; Fungi; Basidiomycota; Microbotryomycetes; Sporidiobolales; Sporidiobolaceae. The coding region runs from base 1 to 2586 and encodes 861 amino acids.
AUGUCCCGCUUCUUCCGCCCGCUCCGGCAAACACUCCCCUUCCGCCGCCCAAUCCUCACCACCUCCCUCCUCCUCCCAACCUACUUCACCUACUCUCUCCUGACCUCCUCCCCGCCCUCCGAUGCCUCAAUCGACGCCGAAGCGCUCUACUUCUCACCCUCCAACCCCCUCCGCAUGGAGUCGCAAGUCGAAGGCACGCUCGAUAGGCCCAGCACGAUGUGGACUCCUCCCUCGCGCGAAGAGAUGUUGAGGAAACUCGGAGCACCUGCGCCUGCUUCAGACGCCGAACACGAUGGGAAAGGCGGGAAGAGCGGGGUCGAUUCUGAGGGAGCGAAAGCGGACAAGUCGUCGUCCCUCCAGCGCGCGGGAUCACAAGACCCCAGCUCUACCACAUCUUCCCGCGAACCACCCACCUCGCAACGCGGGCUCAAAGGCGCGCCCGCCGGCUCAGGCGACUCGGAAAAGGAUGACGGGGAAUUCGACCUCCUCAUUGUUGGAGGAGGCGCGACGGGUGCGGGUGUCGCGCUGGAUGCGGCGGCGAGGGGUUUGAAGGUUGGGAUGGUCGAGAGGGACGAUUUCUCUUCUGGCACCUCCUCAAAAUCGACCAAACUCGUCCACGGCGGCGUGCGGUACCUCCAAAAAGCCGUCUUCGAGCUCGACUACGAGCAAUACAAGCUCGUCAAAGAGGCCUUGCACGAACGCAAGACGUUCCUCCACACCGCGCCGUACUUGAGUCACCAUUUGCCGAUCAUGUUGCCCGUUUAUACGUGGUGGCAGAUUCCUUAUUUCUUUGCCGGAACAAAGUUAUACGACAUCCUCGCCGGCUCAGCCAACAUGGAGUCUUCGUACGUCCUCGGCAAGGGCAAGGCGCUCGAGGCGUUCCCGAUGCUCAAGAAGGAUGGGUUGACGGGCGCGGUCGUGUACUACGAUGGCCAGCACAACGAUUCGCGAAUGAACAUCGCACUCGUGAUGACCGCCGUUCAGUACGGAGCUGUCGCCGCGAACCACACCGAGGUGACGAGCUUGAUCAAGGACGCCGAGGGGCGCGUGAAAGGAGCCAAGAUGAGGGAUGUGCUGACGGGCAGGGAGUGGGAGACGAGGGCUAAGGGCGUCAUCAACGCUACCGGACCCUUCUCGGACGCCGUUCGCCAGAUGGACGACGGCCAAGCGCCCAACCUCGUCGCACCCGCCUCGGGCGUCCACAUCACUCUCCCGAACUACUACGCACCCGCCAAGAUCGGUCUGAUCGACCCCGCCACGUCGGACGGACGAGUCAUCUUCUUCCUCCCGUGGCAGGGAAACACGAUCGCCGGUACGACCGACUCGCCUGCGAAAGUCGAGCAACACCCGAUCCCGAAGGAGGAGGAGAUCGAGUGGAUCUUGAACGAGGUCAGGAAUUACCUCAGCCCUGAUAUUCGGGUGAGGAGGGGAGAUGUUCUGAGCGCGUGGAGCGGGUUGAGGCCCCUCGUCAAGGACCCGAAUGCGAAGGACACUCAGUCCCUCGUCAGGAACCACCUCAUCCACGUCUCGGAGAGCGGGUUGCUCACUAUCGCCGGAGGAAAGUGGACGACCUACCGAGCCAUGGCCGAAGAGACGGUCGACCGCGCCGUCAAGGAGUACAACCUCAAGCCCAAGCGCGGGUGCAUCACCAAGGACGUCCAACUCGUCGGAAGCCAGGGCUGGUCGCCCCUCAUGUUUAUCAAGCUCAUCCAGCAGUUUGGUCUCGAGGUUGACGUCGCUCGUCACCUUUCCGAGACCUAUGGCGACCGCUCGUGGGGCGUUUGUGCGAUGGCUCCCCCGACCGGCCUCCGCUUCCCGACGCACGGCAACCGCCUCGACGCGACCUACCCCUACAUCGACGCCGAAGUCACCUGGGCCUGCCGCCGCGAGUACGCCGCGACAGCCGUGGACGUCAUCGCGCGCCGGACGCGUCUCUCGUUCCUCAACGCCGAAGCCGCACUCGAGUCGCUCCCUCAAGUCAUCGACAUCAUGUCCAAGGAGCUCGGCUGGACCGAGGACCGCCGCAACCAAGAGUUUAGCGACGCGACCCAGUUCCUUCGGUCGAUGGGUCUGUCGGAGAAGCGUCUCGCGACGCUUACGCUCGAUGAUGUUCGCCACGGACGACACCGCGAGAGGCUCGCGAUUGAGGACGACUUGCUCGCUCGCACGGUGUUUACGCCCGAGGAGCUCGAGACGCUCAAGAGGCGCUUUGCCAAGAUGGACGCCAACAACGACGGCAAGAUCGACCCCGCCGACCUCUCGCGCACCAUGUCGAAGCUCGGCUUCGACCAGAUCGACGAGCGCAUCGUCCGCAGCAUCCUCAACGAGGUCGAUGUCGACCAGGACGGGCAGAUCUCGUUGGAGGAGUAUCUCGACGUGGCAGCUGGAUCAAAGGAGGUCCACCUUCACAACGCCUUCACCGACAUCGCCUUCCCCCGCAACCACGGCGUCACCGACGACGCGCUCGACGCCGCUGGCGACGAGGGAAAGAACCGCAGCGGAGGAAACGAGCCGCCGAAGAAGGAGGGCGAGAAGAUCGACUACUCGAACAAGACGCCGCCCGAGCGCACCGGCGGCUCGUGGUGA